AUGACCACAGCAACCAUUCCUAGUGUCGCCGUGAUUGGGCUAGGCGCCUUUGGAUUGGUGACUGUCAAGAAUUUACUUGAGGAAGGCUUCGAUGUCACAGGCUUUGAUCGCAACAGCUCCGUCGGUGGACUCUGGAGCCUCUCACCCGAAGCGACCGUCUCAGCGCUGUCAUCGACCAGUGUGAACGUUUCACGAGAGCGAGGAUGCUUCACCGACUUCCCAUUCCCAGACGAGACUGGAUCCUAUCCCACGGCUGGUGAGGUCAAGAAAUACCUAAACGACUACUGCUCACACUUCAACCUCUGGCCGAAUCUGCACCUGCAGACUUCGAUUGCUGGUAUUCAGCGAGAUGAGGAAGCCAGGAAGUGGAGGCUUAAUGUUGUGCGAAAGGGUGGCAUCAUUGAGAAACUGUCGUUCGACAAGCUCGUCAUCGCCACUGGACCACAGAAUGUGCCUGUCAUACCCGACAUACCCAACGCCAACGUCUUCAAAGGCACGAUCACCCACUCAGCUACGUUUAAAGAUCCCACCAAGUUUGCCGGUAAGAACGUCGUCGUCCUCGGCAUCGGCAACUCAGCAGUAGACACUUCAACCUCCCUCAUCGGCCACGCAAACAAGAUCUACCUGGCGCACCGCAGUGGCUGCCUACUCCUGCCACGUAUCUUAAACGAUGGAACUUCACUCGACCAUGCAGCCACUUAUCGUACCUUCGCCAUCCGUGACUUCCUCGAGACGUUUGUACCACAGCUUGCCGCGCGCUUCAUCGACAAUAUGGUUGCCACGAUACAGAAGACGCAUUAUGACUUUGACCCGCAGUGGCGAAUCGAUACUCCUACGCCAUCGCUCACGAAACGAAACCCUACCGUGUCGUACUUUAUCUACGAUGCUCUACGUGAGGAGAAAGUGAUCUCUACGCAUGGGAUCAAGAGGUAUGCCGGGCCACGAUCUUUGGAGAUGGAUGAUGGUACAGUCCUGGAAGAUGUCGAUGCAGUCGUGUAUUGUACUGGCUAUCAACUCGAAUUGAGCUGGCUCGGGAAGUAUGACCCAACAGUCAUCAACCCUGAUACCGCUGAUGAGAAGCAACACGAUUACGCCGCACCUCGUUUGUACCAGAACAUCAUAUCCCACGACCAACCAGACAGCCUUGCAUUCAUCGGUCUCGCACUUACAAUCUUCCCAGCAUUUGUAAUCGCGGAUUUGUCGGCCAUGGCGCUAGCUCAGAUGUGGAGCAAGCCAGAACUCCUACCUUCAGACCACGAGAUGCAAGACCGGCUCGCGAAGCAUAAAGCCUGGCGAGCUCGCGUCAAUGUCAUGGCCAAUCCUGCUGGUAAAGGUCCGCCACCGCUGCAAGUCGAGACGGGACAUUUCUUGGCUUGGGUUCAGGAUGUAGCGGGCACGUGGGUCAAUGAGCAUCUGAGUUAUAACAGUCUUGCAGCUUGGAUAUUGUGGUGGCAAGAUCGGGAGUUGAGUAAGGUGCUGAUGGAUGGCGUCAAUUCGCCUCAUUCUUAUAGGCUGUUUGACAGUCAUGGUCGGAGGAAGGCCUGGGGUGGUGCACGAGAUGCCGUCUUCCAUGUCAACGAGGAAGUCAAGCGGAGGGUCGAGGCUAGGAAGGCCGAUGGGAAAGUGAAGAUCAUAUCUGGAGGUGUAAUUGCCCAUUCUUGA
This is a messenger RNA of Recurvomyces mirabilis, 1662 nucleotides long. RefSeq lists its product as uncharacterized. Gene Ontology annotation, molecular function: NADP binding; N,N-dimethylaniline monooxygenase activity; flavin adenine dinucleotide binding. The record is from RefSeq and is a predicted model, not a curated record. The transcript has 2 exons. NCBI's taxonomy places the organism in Eukaryota, Fungi, Ascomycota, Dothideomycetes, Mycosphaerellales, Teratosphaeriaceae. Bases 1 to 1662 code for a protein of 553 amino acids.